Brugia malayi is the source of this 1020-nucleotide messenger RNA. RefSeq lists its product as uncharacterized. Lineage: Eukaryota; Metazoa; Nematoda; Chromadorea; Rhabditida; Onchocercidae. Gene Ontology annotation, molecular function: UDP-glycosyltransferase activity; hexosyltransferase activity. The transcript has 4 exons. Bases 1 to 1020 code for a protein of 339 amino acids. Gene Ontology annotation, cellular component: membrane. The record is from RefSeq and is a predicted model, not a curated record.
AUGCAAUUUAAACAUGCAUUGCAGAAAAUUAUUUUCCGUCAAAAUAAAACUCUUCCAAGUGCAGGAAAACUUUUCCUGUGGCAGUUCUCUUGGAUUAUACCUUAUUUACUGUUGUCGAAUUAUUUGGAACGGAAUCUCUUUCCACUGCGUUUGUUAUGUUACACACAGUAUGAGUUGCUUAAGGUGCCGCAUGGUGAAAAAGUUGACUUGAGCUCCUGUUUGCGACAGUUCUUUCUUUCAUCAGAACAGAAAUUUAAUAAGACAAAGAAAUGCUUAUAUGAGGAAGCAUUUCGGAUUCUUAUAUCUCCAAGGAUUUCACAUCAUCUAGACAGAAUAAAUGUGGUUCGCAGUGCACCGUCGGCAUGUGAUUAUCGCAAUUAUGUCCGAGAAACGUGGAAAUCCGAUAUGGAGCCAGAUAUUCCUGUUAUUUUUGUUUUUGGUACUGGUGAAUACGAUCCAAAACAAGAAGCUGCAGUUUAUCGGGACAUCAUGCAAUUCGACUUUGUCGAUUCUUAUUUCAAUCUUACACUAAAAAUAAUUUUAGUAUAUAGGCAUUUAUUCAAAAAGUUUCCUCGUUUAGAAGAAAUUGUUAUGAUUAAUGACGACGCUAUUGCAAACGCCACUGCUAUAAGAAAAAUGAAUCGAAUGAAAGGCGCAUCGUUCCGUGGAAAAGUAUCACGCGGUUAUCCAAGACUAUUUCUGAGUUCGCUGUUAUGGUAUGUACCAUAUGAAAUGUAUCCAAAAUUGUGUUAUCCUCCGUUUGUACAGGGCUCAGGCCUUAUUAUAACACGUGAAGCAGCCCAGCGUAUACUGGAUGGCAUUUGUUCGUUCCCACUGUUUAAUCUCGACGAUGUUUUUAUGGGUAUUCUGGCCAGAUGUCUAAGUAUCAACAUGGAACACUAUGAUGGCUUCGAUGAGCAUCAUUCUGAUAAUACUUUUAUCGUUUUUCAUUACCAAUGGGCGCGGUACUCCGUGGCACGCCUACAUUUCUUGUAUAAGAAAGCACUUAAGGAUUUCUGA